UUCGUGGCGGUGUAGAUGUAGAUGGACGGUGCGAUGCGCUGGGUACGAGUGAUGGUGGGUGUGGGUGUCUGUAGUGAGCACUGUGUGCUGUAGUGAGUACCGUGUGCUGUGGUGAGUACCGUGUGCUGUAGUGGCGGUGAAGACACGUUGGGGUAUCACUCUAAGGAGACUGUAGGGACGUUGAGUCCAGUAUGAGGAUUGGAGACGAUGCAUCUGCAGCCAUGAGGCGAGGUUCAGUCAACGAACAUUCAUGGCUGUGAGAUCAUUUAUUAGUGUUGUCAGGCUGCUGGUAGGAACAUGGUGCGCUCGUGCAGCAAUGUCUCCUCUUACUGUCGUAAGGGUAGCCAACAACGUGAGGCGGCAGUCAUCAUCGGCUUCUCACGACCCAAACACGUCCAAUGGGCAAAUCGAGUUCAUAGACUUCCGCAACAGACCAUCGAGUCUCUUGUCACGAGCAUCAAAUGUCAACGUAUCGUAAUCACCAAUGUCACUGGCUGCAUGCUCGGCGCUUUGCCAGGCGUACCAUGCGGCCCACGACGUCGCGCGCAUGAGCCGCAGGGCGUACGAAGGGCCCACUUGGUGCUCCAUAGUUCAUUGAUGCUUAUCUGUGGCAGUCAGCGGGAUGCACCUCGCAGCCAGCACCCCUCGCCCAUCAGCACUGUAAGGCUGAGGAUCGUCUUUGAACGAUGCUUAUGGCGCGUAUCACGCCGAGCAGCUUCGCAGGCUGCCGAGCUCCUAUCGAAUCGAGACGCUGAAACCAAAUCCUUCCCUGGAGGGAUUGUCCUGGAGCGUCCGCAAGGGCCGCUGUUGGCUUGGGUCGAUUGGAGGAAAUUGGGCAUGGACCGCGCCGCAAGGGAAUCCGCACUAGAUGUGUCCUUUGGUAAAGGUAUUCCGUAGUCGUCAAGUCCGAUGAUAGGAAGCGUACUCGACUUCGAUCUUGUGGUCCGAUUGUCGGUCAUCAUUGAUGACCCGAGGUUAGCAUACUAACGUACACUGAAAUUUGAUCAAACAAAGCACGUGUGAAUCGUGUUCACCUUGCUGUCGGUUACAAUGUGAGUUGCUCGGCUUAAUUGGAUGUCUAGACGCGCUCCACGGCAUAUUGUGUGAGGGAGUUACCUCUACAGCCGGGGUUUACAGCGCUAUGUGU
Messenger RNA from Boeremia exigua, 1147 nucleotides. RefSeq lists its product as uncharacterized. The transcript has a single exon. The record is from RefSeq and is a predicted model, not a curated record. Bases 298 to 897 code for a protein of 199 amino acids. Lineage: Eukaryota; Fungi; Ascomycota; Dothideomycetes; Pleosporales; Didymellaceae.